AACAUUUGGGGGCUUGCAAAAUAAUACUUUUGCCUUGAGGCCGAGCGAUUCUGUCGCUCACCUCCUGUUCCAAAAGCAUUUGGAUUUAGAAGAUUAUUAUAUUGCUAAGCACGCUAUAUUAUAUUGUAAUGUGCAAGGAUUCUUUCAAUACUACUGCUAUUGUGUGCUUGUAUUGCACAUCACCCCUGAACUACUGAGGGUUUGUGUGUGUGAGAGUCUUGGCACACACAGAGCCUCUUCAAUGGAAUGGGUAUGGUACUCAUAUGAUGGCACCCAUAUAACCAUACUAUACGGUGAUGUGGCACUGGAUAGGGAGAAUUGGGAGCAGGAUCAUAAACAGGAUCGAGCAAAAGUGGAAGAGAUUAUCAAACGGAACACAAAUAGAAAAGUUCCCAUGCAGAGCGCAGCUGCAGGACUCAGAAUGAUUUCCAGCAUAAAAGCAUAUCCAACCAUCUUCUCAAGCUCCCGCAGCGAGUUGGCAUUGCUGACUGACCGAUCGAUAUACUUCCUAUGGCAGAACAUGCGGUAUCCAAUCCACACACUGUCACUCAGUAAAGAAAAGCUACCAGUAGUAGCCGUGCAAGAAACGGUCUUUGCUGAAGGCUCGGAUGAAGUGAUGGGCCAUCGCGAGGCGUGGCAUAUCCGAGUCCUGUGUGAAUGGAGGGAAAUGCUAUUGCAAAUGACAUGUUGA
Molecule: messenger RNA, 691 nt
Organism: Desarmillaria tabescens
Lineage: Eukaryota; Fungi; Basidiomycota; Agaricomycetes; Agaricales; Physalacriaceae
Exons: 5
Source: RefSeq, a predicted model, not a curated record